Osmia bicornis bicornis is the source of this 1240-nucleotide messenger RNA. RefSeq names its product odorant receptor 22c-like. The record is from RefSeq and is a predicted model, not a curated record. Gene Ontology annotation, cellular component: plasma membrane. Gene Ontology annotation, biological process: sensory perception of smell; detection of chemical stimulus involved in sensory perception of smell. The coding region runs from base 11 to 1231 and encodes 406 amino acids. The transcript is spliced from 5 exons. NCBI's taxonomy places the organism in Eukaryota, Metazoa, Arthropoda, Insecta, Hymenoptera, Megachilidae. Gene Ontology annotation, molecular function: odorant binding; olfactory receptor activity.
GAGGGAGAACAUGAGAAAGGUACCGCGAAAGUCGAUAGACUAUUACAUACUGCCGAACAAGAUCUUGUGCAGUGUGCUCGGAUCUUCACUUGCGGAGAAGAAAUAUACGACUAGUGGAAAAAUAUUUGCAUAUUUCCGUCUCAUAGUGGCGAUUGCGGCAGUCGGCAGUAUUUUUGUGCCUCAAAUCAUGCUUGUUGCGGUGAAUUGGGGUGAUCUGAAAAUUCUAACAGAAUCCGGCUGCGUGAUAACAUCACUUGGACAGUAUAUAUUCAAGCUGAUUUACAUAGCAGCCAGAAGAGACAGAGUGGAAAGACUGUAUAAGGAACUAAGAAGUCUUUGGGACUCGACAGAUGAUCCUGAGGAAAUGAAGUGUUACGAACAGUUUGCAUACUGGGGAAGAAUAUGUACAUUAGUGUACUUCACAAUGGGCAUAUGUAUUACGAUCAUCUUCACCACUGCAGCAGCCGUUGAUUAUUUUACAAUAGACUACACAGACAAUAGCAAUGAUAAAACCCGGCAUUUACCAUUCGAAGUCUGGUACGGGACAGAUGUCACAGAAUCUCCUAAAUUCGAGAUCGCCUUUGUUUGCCAAUUUGUGGCAGCAAUGAUGAUCAGUGCCGGACUUUGGGGUGUUGAGACCACGUGUAUGACCACGCUUCUCCACGUAUCAGGUCAAUUUAAAUUAAUUAACACAUGGAUCAGUAGCAUCGUAAUUGAAAGCAAUUUUGAGCCGACAGAUCAUUGCCGUAAUUAUCAGUCGAACGUAGAAGCAAACUUGGUCAAAUGUAUUCGUCAUCAUCAGCGAGUAAUAAAUUUAGCGGAUGAGGUUAAUAAUCUAUUAACACCCAUUAUUUUUAUGCAAAUCCUCACAAGUGGUAUUGAGAUUUGUUUAAGUGGAUUCGCAGUGAUUGUUAAUAACACAAGAGGUGAACUCUUCAAGUCUGCAUUUUAUUUAACUACUAUGAUGACACAGUUGUUGCUCUGGUGUUACCCUGGUGAAAUACUCAUUCAGGAAAGUCAAGAAAUAGGGGAUAUUGUUUAUUUGAAUGUGCCGUGGUAUAAAUUACCACCGGUUUAUCGGAGACAGCUUCUCCUUAUAAUAUUAAGGUCACAGAAGUGUUGCAGUAUCUCAGCAUUAACCUUUGAGAGACUGUCUUUUCAGACUAUAACAAACGUAUUCAAUACAGCAGCCUCUUAUUUUGCUCUAUUACGACAAAUGCAAGCACCGUGAAUGUCAAAG